Molecule: messenger RNA, 1274 nt
Organism: Brachypodium distachyon (stiff brome)
Lineage: Eukaryota; Viridiplantae; Streptophyta; Magnoliopsida; Poales; Poaceae
Product: protein Mpv17
Exons: 6
Coding region: 99-815 (238 amino acids)
Cellular component (GO): cytoplasm; membrane
Source: RefSeq, a predicted model, not a curated record
UGGAACCACAAAACCUUAUUGGUGUUCUACCCUCUUCGUACACUCAAACCAAAGUGAGGCGAGCGCACCCUCCCGGUCGCAGCCGCCGCCGCGUAAAGAUGAAAGCCAUUGGAAGCGGCGGCGAGUGGUGGUGGAACCUCCCGUCUCUCCGCCGCAAGCAUGACCUCCGACGCCGCGGCCGCCGCAACCACGAUGCUCGCGGCCGCCGCCGCGGGCCGCCGCGGGAGCCGCUCUCGUCGUCGUCGGAGUCCGCCGGCCAAAGCCCUGGGUGGCCCCUCGACUUCCCGUUCAAACAGGCCGUCACCGCCGCUUGUCUCACCCUCACUGGUGACACAAUUGCGCAGGUCCACCGCCGCAUCGUCGACCGCCGAAACCGCAGUCCCGAACCUGACAGCAAGGCUUUGGUACCAGAUCUAUUGCUGAAUCAUGAUUGGCUUCGUGGGCUUCGUAUAGCUUCUUAUGGAUUUCUUCUCUAUGGUCCUGGCUCUUAUGCAUGGUAUCAGUUCCUUGAUCAGUGUAUGCCCAAACAGACAUUCGCAAGUCUAUCCACUAAGGUCAUACUUAACCAGAUAGUGCUUGGUCCUUGUGUUAUUGCCGUAAUUUUUGCCUGGAACAACUUAUGGUUAGGCAAAUUGUCAGAAUUGCCAUCCAAAUAUCAACAUGAUGCCCUUCCCACACUUCUCGAUGGGUUUAAAUUUUGGAUCCCUGUAUCGAUCAUCAACUUUGGGAUGAUUCCUUUGUCUGCUCGUGUUGGCUUCAUGUCCUCUUGUGCCAUUUUUUGGAACUUUUAUUUGUCGACCACAAUGAACAAGUGAACUUCUAGUUCAUCUUCAGACUUCAGAAUCAUUCAACUGCAACAGGCAAGGAUCUGAAAGAGCUUUUUUCGGCAUGCACAACAGUUUGUGUGGUUCUAAAACCAAAAAGUCUGCACGUCUUAUUGUGUAGAUUCAUUCAACUGCAACUGAGGAGGAUCUGAAGGAGACUGUUCGGUCUUUGGCAAUUCUGGUGGUGGUCUCUCUGAAUUGACAGACGCUGCUCGGAUGAUUCGCAAGCAUGACAUCGAGCAGAAAUUACAGUUUUCUCUAAUCAUGUACGAGCAUGUAGCUCUAAUUUGACAAGAGAAGUGCUCUAAUUUAGUAUAUUUGUUCAGUGAACUUUACUUCUAUGACAAUGAGUCAAGGACAAAUUGCUGAAGGCCUCUGAACACCUACGCAUUUUUGUAAGCGCUAUUUUUCAAGAGGAACAUAAUAUGAAUUCUUUUCUGGAAUUUUGAA